Daucus carota subsp. sativus is the source of this 649-nucleotide messenger RNA. Its product is annotated as molybdopterin synthase sulfur carrier subunit. Gene Ontology annotation, biological process: Mo-molybdopterin cofactor biosynthetic process. Bases 138 to 452 code for a protein of 104 amino acids. Gene Ontology annotation, cellular component: cytosol. The transcript has 2 exons. The record is from RefSeq and is a predicted model, not a curated record. Lineage: Eukaryota; Viridiplantae; Streptophyta; Magnoliopsida; Apiales; Apiaceae.
CGCGUAUUUUGGCACGAGAUUAUAUGUUUUACACGGGUGCUUGAUAGAUACACAAAACGGGCGGCGAAGAUAGCUGCUUGAUAGAAGAGGACGGCCACCACCGCGCGCCGCCGUAGAGCGUUGCAAUAGGUUCUGUUAUGGAUGUCAUUCAGACAUACAGUGCAACUAAAGAUGUUGAUAGUUUGCAUGAAAAGGAGAAUGUACUGGUUCAGAUAAAGGUGUUGUUCUUUGCACGAGCAAGAGAUUUAACUGGCUUGACUGAAAUGUCACUGGACGUGUUACAGGGAAGUACUACACAUGAUUGCUUGAACAAGCUAAUUGCAAAGUUUCCGCAAUUGGAUGAGAUCCGUGGCUGCAUGGUACUGGCCCUGAAUGAAGAAUACACGACUGAGUCUGCCACUGUUAAAGACAAAGAUGAAUUGGCUGUUAUACCACCGAUAAGUGGAGGCUAAGUUUGUUGUUGUGUUGACCCUUGAAACUUGAGAAUGUAAGACUGAGUUCGUGCAAAUUAUAUACCCAUAGAGGUCUCAAUACCGGGUUAGGAAUAUGGUUAGCUUAUUACUAUAUUUUAUUUUGGGUUAUAUAAUAAUAUCCUACUGAAUGUUGUAUGAAGAUGCUACAUAUUAAUUCUGACAACUUCAAAGUGGAA